Molecule: messenger RNA, 1385 nt
Organism: Mesitornis unicolor (brown roatelo)
Lineage: Eukaryota; Metazoa; Chordata; Aves; Mesitornithiformes; Mesitornithidae
Gene: CDH19
Product: cadherin 19, type 2
Exons: 8
Biological process (GO): multicellular organism development; calcium-dependent cell-cell adhesion; cell-cell junction assembly
Cellular component (GO): plasma membrane; adherens junction; catenin complex
Molecular function (GO): calcium ion binding; cadherin binding
Source: RefSeq, a predicted model, not a curated record
UUAAAGAUCUAGAUAUUCAUCACCUUUCCCAGGCCCUGGAGUUCAUGACAAGGAAACCAAUAUUUACAGAUCAAAAAGAAUCUGUGGUGCCCAUUGACCAGUUUCAGCUGAAAUCAGAUUUAGACAAGCAGGACGGCAACCUGAAAUACAUUUUGACUGGGGAGGGAGCUGGAAAUAUUUUUAUCAUUGAUGAAAAUAAUGGCAAAAUUUACGUGACACAAAAGUUGGAUCGAGAAAAGAAACCCUUCUACACCCUGAGAGCACAAGCAAUUAACAGGAGCACCCAGCUUCCUGUUGAACCUGAAUCAGAAUUUAUUAUUAAGGUUCGAGAUGUCAAUGAUCAUGAACCACAGUUCUUGGAUGGACCUUAUGUGGCCACUGUUCCAGAGAUGUCACCUGAAGGUACUUCCGUUACACAGGUAACAGCUACAGAUGGUGAUGAUCCUUCUUAUGGGAAUAGCGCCCGUCUGCUUUACAGUCUUAUUCAGGGACAGCCUUAUUUCUCUGUGGAGCCAAAGACAGGGGUCAUCAGAAUGGCUUCCCACAUGGAUAGAGAAACAAAAGAUCAGUAUCUGGUCAUCAUCCAAGCCAAAGAUAUGGUUGGGCAAGCAGGGGCAUUUUCAGCAACAGCCACUGUUACCAUCAACCUUUCUGACAUCAAUGACAAUCCACCUAAAUUUCAACAGCGACUCUACUAUAUGAGCGUCUCUGAAGAGGCUCCUGUGGGCACUACUGUAGGCAAAGUCUUCGCCGAAGAUAGCGACAUAGGCGAGAACGCAGCCAUGAACUAUUUCAUUGAAGAAGAUAGCUCUGAUGUUUUUGACAUUAUUACUAGCAAUGAGACGCAAGAAGGAAUUAUCUUAUUAAAAAAGAGAGUGGAUUAUGAGAGCAGAAGGAGAUACAGUAUUCUAGCAAAAGCUGUAAAUAGGUACAUUGAUGACCGGUUUCUGAAGGAAGAGACAUUUGAAGACAAAACCAUUGUCAAAAUCAAUGUGGAAGAUGCUGAUGAACCUCCAGUUUUCACCUUGGAAAACUAUGUGAUGGAGAUUGCUGAAGCGGCUGUGAGUGGCUCACUGGUGGGCAUUGUAACUGCUAAAGAUCCAGACAAAGAUGACUGCCCAGUCAGGUACUCUAUUGUCCAUGGCAUGCAUUUAAUGAGAUUGUUCAGCAUCAAUGAACACAAUGGAACAAUCAUUACAACUCAACCUCUGGACCGAGAGAUAGCUUCUUGGCACAACAUAACAGUUACAGCCACAGAAACAAGAAACCCUGAAAAAAUUUCAGAAGCAAAUGUGUAUAUCCAAGUUCUCGAUAUUAACGAUCACGCACCAGAAUUCGCUAAAUAUUAUGAAACAUAUGUUUGUGAAAAUGCAGUUUCUGGCCAG